Molecule: messenger RNA, 735 nt
Organism: Dovyalis caffra
Lineage: Eukaryota; Viridiplantae; Streptophyta; Magnoliopsida; Malpighiales; Salicaceae
Source: the annotation of a GenBank genome assembly
AUGGGUGAAGAAGCAACCAAGGUAGUGGUUCCAGAGUCUGUCUUGAAGAAGCAGAAGAGAGAAGAGGAGUGGGCAUUGGUUAAGAAGCAGGAGGUUGCUGCUACUAAGAAAAAGAAUGCCGAGAACCGCAGGAUCAUUUUCAACAGAGCUAAGAAUUACGCAAAGGAGUACGAGGAGCAAGAAAAGCAACUUGUACAAUUGAAGCGUGAGGCAAGGUUGAAGGGUGGAUUUUAUGUUGACCCUGAGGCUAAGCUCUUGUUUAUCAUUCGCAUCCGGGGUAUCAAUGCCAUGCACCCCAAGACCAGGAGUAUCUUGCAGCUUCUGCGUUUGAGACAGAUCUUCAAUGGUGUCUUCCUCAAAGUAAACAAGGCAACAGUGAAUAUGCUUCACAGGGUUGAACCUUAUGUGACCUUUGGGUAUCCAAACUUGAAGAGUGUGAGAGAAUUGAUCUACAAGAGAGGCUUUGGGAAGUUGAACCAGCAGAGAAUUCCUUUGACCGACAACUCAAUCAUCGAGCAGGGUCUGGGCAAGCACGGAAUUAUCUGUGUGGAAGAUCUCAUUCAUGAGAUCCUGACUGUUGGACCUCAUUUUAAGGAGGCAAAUAACUUCUUGUGGCCAUUCCAACUCAAGGCUCCAUUGGGUGGUCUGAAAAAGAAGAGAAAUCACUAUGUUGAAGGAGGAGACGCUGGAAACCGUGAGAACUACAUUAACGAGCUUAUCCGGAGAAUGAAUUAG